This is a messenger RNA of Abrus precatorius (Indian licorice), 749 nucleotides long. RefSeq names its product putative F-box protein At3g17480. Gene Ontology annotation, molecular function: protein binding. The record is from RefSeq and is a predicted model, not a curated record. Lineage: Eukaryota; Viridiplantae; Streptophyta; Magnoliopsida; Fabales; Fabaceae. The transcript has a single exon. Bases 142 to 630 code for a protein of 162 amino acids.
AUUAGCAUUUUAGGUAACUGAACGGGACGGUUUGAAUUUGGAAAGCAUCAAAAUCGGAGCCCUAAAACGAAAGUGCAACCAGAACACGUUCCGACCCGAAUCGGAACAAAACCUGAUGCGAAGAAAAUCGAAACCUAUAGCAUGGCAAUGAUGACGCGAAAGAGGCGGCGGAUGAUGGUUGAGCCAGCGGCGGCGCUGACGGCGGUCCUGCCGGAGGAAUUGAUGAUCGAAAUCUUAGCUAGGGUUAGGGUAAGCAAUCCGUUGCAUUUGAGGUGCGUGUGCAAGUGGUGGAAAUCCCUAGUUGUGGAUCCCCAAUUCGUGAAGAAGCACCUUCACUUAUCAUUCUCGGACAUCACGGAUCUGGCCUCGAAAGCCAUGGAAGACAUGAACGCCUUCCAAUUGCAGCUGAAUUAUGCCCCCAUAGUGGCGGAACACGAAGAACAAGAAACUCGUUCUAUGGUGAACGAGUUGGCUCAAUUGGAUCACAUGUUGGUGGUUGUUAGGUCCCUCAAGGGGAGCUUAGAAACCAUUAAGUUUGAUGUGCAAGCCAUUAAGGAGAGAGUGAGGUGCCUUCAGAAUUUUCUGCAAAUUUAUCUCAAGGCAGCUUCUUCGUCCUCUCACUCUCUGUGACUGUGAUUCUCUACUUUUUCUUCCUUUUGUCCCUUUCUUUCUUUCUUACACUUUGCAACUGCUGAAUUAUAAAUAAUCUCUUAUGGUUGCUUUUUUUGAGAAAAAAUAUUAAUUUGAAA